AGGGCGGGCAAGAUGGCGCCCGGCGAGUGAUUUGCGCGGAUUUCUCCGGUGGUGGCUCAGGCACCCGGGCGGGGGGUUCUGCUCCCACAGCCGCCCUUCCUCCUUUCCCCGGCCCCGGACCCCGCUCCUGCCCUUCCUUCCUGGACCUCGGGGGGUGGAGGGAGGCAGGCCUGGUUCCCGGGACAGCAUGUCGGACUCUGAGGAGGAGAGCCAGGACCGGCAACUGAAAAUCGUCGUGCUGGGGGACGGCACCUCCGGGAAGACCUCCUUAGCUACGUGUUUUGCUCAAGAAACUUUUGGGAAACAGUACAAACAAACUAUAGGACUGGAUUUCUUUUUGAGGAGGAUAACAUUGCCAGGAAACUUGAACGUUACACUUCAAGUUUGGGAUAUAGGAGGGCAGACAAUAGGAGGCAAGAUGUUGGAUAAAUAUAUCUAUGGAGCCCAGGGAGUCCUCUUGGUAUAUGACAUUACAAAUUAUCAAAGCUUCGAGAAUUUAGAAGACUGGUAUACUGUGGUGAAGAAAGUGAGUGAGGAGUCGGAAACUCAGCCACUGAUUGCCUUGGUGGGCAAUAAAAUUGAUUUGGAGCAUAUGCGAACAGUAAAACCUGAAAAGCACUUGAGGUUUUGCCAGGAAAAUGGUUUUAGUAGCCACUUUGUCUCAGCAAAGACAGGAGACUCUGUAUUCCUGUGUUUUCAGAAAGUUGCUGCUGAAAUCCUUGGAAUCAAAUUAAACAAAGCAGAAAUAGAACAGUCACAGAGGGUGGUGAAGGCAGAUAUUGUAAACUACAACCAGGAACCCAUGUCAAGAACUGUGAACCCUCCUCGAAGCUCUAUGUGUGCAGUUCAGUGAGUGCGUGGUCCCGUGUUGGUGUGCUGGCUGCCCUGCCUUUGUGUGGGCCAAGGACCUGGAGGAGCUGGUUUAUCAGGGGCCAACUCUGUAGCUCAGUUAACCCUUCCCUCCCCGCUCGCUUUCCCUGCGUGUGCUGCUCCCAGCCGCAGGCAGCUCCUGGACCGGAGAGAAUUCCACUUCGGGACCACACACUUGGAAUUCAGAUGGAAAGCACAUUCUCUGGAGUUAGACUGCCUCAUUGAAAGAGAGUAUAUAGGUUCUCUUUAAUGUCUUCACUUCUUUUUUCCCAGAUGGCAAUUUUUUAAAACAAGUAUGGAAGCUAUCCAAGUCCUGAUCCUCAGCCAGGAUUUUGCUACAGCACAGUUUCAUUCUCUUAUCUGAACUCAUACAUGGCAAACAUGCUUCAGAGUACAGACGUUUAACAAGUAAUAUAUUUUAUCUACAGAUGCUAAGAAGGCGACCUUUUGCUGUCUAUCGUGAGAGAAAAUAUAUAAAGCUGUAUCUAACGGAAAAUGCUGGAAAUAAAGCUGUAAUAGAAAUAUUUUUUCCAUUUUUUUAACAAAGGACCUAAACUGUUUAUAUUGUAGCUAUAGCUCACAGAGUGGUGAGUAUUGCUGUUUUACUUUAUCACUGUGUCAUGGUCAUGUGCAUUGUGGAAUACUCAGGUCCAAUGCUGCAUGGACUUGGAUGGAUGCAUCCGGGUACCCCAGGACAAGUUAGGCCUGUUGUUGGAUCAUUGUGGAUCAGACCUGUACCUGAUGUUCAGAUGUUUUUCUCCUGCAAAUAAAUUUAUUUAAAUUA
Messenger RNA from Eptesicus fuscus (big brown bat), 1654 nucleotides. It is a transcript of the gene RAB28, whose product is annotated as RAB28, member RAS oncogene family. Gene Ontology annotation, cellular component: Golgi apparatus; endosome. Lineage: Eukaryota; Metazoa; Chordata; Mammalia; Chiroptera; Vespertilionidae. The record is from RefSeq and is a predicted model, not a curated record. Bases 188 to 853 code for a protein of 221 amino acids. The transcript is spliced from 7 exons. Gene Ontology annotation, molecular function: GTPase activity; GTP binding.